Grammomys surdaster is the source of this 2002-nucleotide messenger RNA. RefSeq names its product RCSD domain containing 1 (gene Rcsd1). The coding region runs from base 164 to 1402 and encodes 412 amino acids. Gene Ontology annotation, biological process: skeletal muscle contraction; protein localization to endosome; retrograde transport, endosome to Golgi. NCBI's taxonomy places the organism in Eukaryota, Metazoa, Chordata, Mammalia, Rodentia, Muridae. Gene Ontology annotation, cellular component: WASH complex; early endosome. Gene Ontology annotation, molecular function: actin filament binding; retromer complex binding; phosphatidylinositol phosphate binding. The transcript has 7 exons. The record is from RefSeq and is a predicted model, not a curated record.
GUCCCGCAGCCGAGUGCAGCCAGGCGCGCGCCGCCGCCCACUCGCUCUGUGCCCGCUACAGCCCGAAAGUGACCCGGGCUGGGAGCUGAGGGGACAACGGGGAUCGUGAGUUCUUAACCCGGGCGAGCGGGCGUGUCCACAGCCGAAGGACUACCUGGAGGACAUGGAGGAAAGACCCUCAGAGACCAACUCCAAUGUUGACAGCUCAGCGCAGCCUUCGGUGGCCCAGCUGGCUGGGCUGUUUCGGGAGCAAGCAGCUGUGGCCAGGGAGACACCAGCCAGUAAGCCAACAAGAAGGAAACCGCCCUGCUCCCUCCCCCUGUUCCCCCCCAAGGUAGAGCUGGGCCAGAACGGUGAGGAGAAAUCACCAUCCAACACCAGUCACCCACCUAAAAUCAAGGUGAAGAGCUCGCCUCUGAUUGAGAAGCUUCAGGCCAACUUAGCCUUUGACCCGGCAGCUCUCCUGCCUGGGGCUUCACCCAAAAGUCCUGGACUCAAGGCCAUUGUGUCACCAUUUCACAGUCCCCCUUCCACACCCAGUAGCCCUGGUAUCCGAUCUCACUCAGGCGAGGCAGAAGAGGUGCCUGUGAGUUUUGACCAGCCUCCGGAAGGAACUCACCUGCCCUCUUAUAAUAAGGUGCGGACUAGAGGCUCAAUAAAAAGACGUCCCCCCUCAAGACGAUUCCGAAGGUCUCAGUCGGACUGUGGGGACCUUAGAGAUUACAGGGGUGUGGAGCCAUCUCAGGAAAACGGUGCCAGGGAAGAAAAUGGGGACGAUGUGUUUCCUAACAAGAGCAAGGACCCCGGGUCUCCCCAACCCAACCAGGAGGCCAUGGGAGACGGUGUAGAGGGAACCCCGCGGUCUGCAGAAAAGCCACGGGAAAGGAACACGUACAACAGCAUAGGGAAGCCAGAGGAGCUUGUCGGGACCUCAGAGGAGGCAAAAGCUGGAGAGAAGGCUGGACAGAAUCCAGAUACAGCUAGUCAGGGCCAUCCAGAGGUCCAGGAGCCAUUGCAAACCAGCAGCCCAGAGGCUGAGAGUGGGUGUGGAAGCCCACGGGAAGACACCACCCCCGGAGAGCAUACAGACACUGGGAAGGCCACUGAAGGGAUGGCCUCUGAGGAGAGGGUAGAUGAUGAAGAAGACAGGCUCGGACAGAAAAGCCCAGAUGCAAAUAUACCCGAGGAGGGAGAGGUCAGGGAGAAAGCUCCCCAAACUUCUUCUGGAAAAGCAGAAGGUACCACUGUCCCGGAGCUGGAUACAAAGCAAAAGGAGGAGGCGCCUCUGGAGCCAAGCUGCAGCCCAGGGGCUGACCAUGCUGCAGAAGAGACCACCAACGAGAUCCAGAAUGAGAAAGCAGUCUCCACGGACGACAUCCCCGUCGAGGAUACCCGAAUGUGAUGAAGAGCUCAGGGUACCAGUGAUGGGACCACUGGAGAAAUCACCUUGGAAACAGCAGCAGUAAUAGCAGCAGUAGCAGUUCAUGAAGCCACUGCAGAAACAGAAUACACUGAGCAUCUGGAGACAGCCCAGGAUGCAGGGUGGAUUAUUCCCUGUAGGCAACACCAACUAUUGCCUCAUUAGAGAUGAGAGCUGAGGACAGUAGAGUUUUAUCAACUUGAGUUUGUGUCAUUUGAUGCACUGACUCAAAGUUAAAUAUACUUAAAGUAAUUUGUGUCUACUCUACAGCCAUACUGGCCUUCCUGUUGACCCCCACGUCUUCCCGCAGCCGACCUCCCAACCUGGCUCUUGUUGAACUUGUGUAACAAGUUACGGCCUUUCCCUAUUGUUCUAAUGUUUUUAAUGGUUCUCAGAUGUAACUUAAAACUAAUUUUAGGUAGAUAAAGAGGAUAGUCUUGUGGAGAAUAAAAUCUUCUUAAGUUACAGAGACCUGAAAACAUAUCAAAGCCCUCACAACGAUCUUUCAACUUGCUCCAAAUGGGAAACAGCCACCAGUUUCAAAAACUCAAAGAGAUAUUUAUUAAAACAUUUAAAAACUUG